Messenger RNA from Patiria miniata (bat star), 5153 nucleotides. Its product is annotated as high affinity cationic amino acid transporter 1-like. Gene Ontology annotation, biological process: amino acid transport; transmembrane transport. The record is from RefSeq and is a predicted model, not a curated record. Gene Ontology annotation, molecular function: amino acid transmembrane transporter activity. Bases 2014 to 4170 code for a protein of 718 amino acids. Gene Ontology annotation, cellular component: plasma membrane. NCBI's taxonomy places the organism in Eukaryota, Metazoa, Echinodermata, Asteroidea, Valvatida, Asterinidae. The transcript is spliced from 3 exons.
CCAUUUUUGCAGAAUUCCGCCAGGAAUCUGCCAAAAAAAUCCAUUCCAUCAAAUUUUCUGUCAAACACAUUUUUAAAAGAAAAUUCUGUCAAAGUUGGCCAAAUUCGGCCAAAACGGUCACCCUGACUGCAGCGUAACAUUUCGAUCACUGUGAGCUGUCCCGCAUGCCAUUGAGAUGUUGCAGGCCAACACAUGCGCAAGGCAGUGAAUAAUGAGGUAAUAACAAAUAAGAAAAUAAAUCAAGCAAAAAAGAAUGCAAUUUACUGCAAGGCUCCUUUUAUUAAAGUAAAAUAUUUUACCAAUAACUGGUCCAGAAUUGUAUUUUAUGCGUAACUUAAUAAAUAUUAUGAGCUUGAUAGGAAUUUGUUGAAGCUUUUGUAAAUAGUUUUUAAUCUCCUUGAUAGUGUAAGUACAAAUAAAGCCUCUGGCUUCAUAUAUCCUAGUCGGGAGGUUUUCUGCAAUUUUAAGUUUGGGGUUUAUUUCAUUUUUGAGCAUGCUUACACAAUGAUCGAGGUACAUGUACAUGUAGUUAUAAUAAAAUGGAUUUCACUCGCACAAAAGUCUGGUUUGACCCACUCAUUGUGUGGAAUUUCUUAAUAUGAGGAAUGAUGACAUUGUACUGUGUAGUGGAACUUGCAGACAUGAAUGCUACAUGUGUAGUUAGAAAACUGUAUUUGUACAGUUUGGACGCAGAUUGGCAUUCAGUGAAUUCAACUUUUGAAUUAUGUCCAGCUUUAACCUGGUUCCAAUAGAGGGAGGAAUUUGUGAGAAUAUCUUUUAUUGUGAAUAGAAUAUUUUUAAUCCCUGCAUUUUUGUGUGUGCGAGCUUUCUUCCGUUUGGAUUUUGAAAUUGUUCGUUAGUGGGCGUACAUAAAUACUUACCGAUUGUAUUUGCAGCAUAUUUUGACACGUAUAUUACUUACUAAGUGUAUCGUGUAAGGGGAAAACGGUACAUUCAUCAUAAGAGGUAUCAGCAAUUUGUCGAAGUCAUGAGUGUGUGAUUCCAAAAGUGCUACCCUAGAAACCCGGGUAUAAUACGAAACAAAAGGCUGUUUACAAAGGUCUCCACAAGGAAAUUUCUUAAGGUGUAAAGGUCUCCACAAAGGUUUCACGUAAUGGAUUACACUAAAAUAUAAAGUAGUAAUUUCCAGGGUGUACAGUGUACUUAUCUAUCUUAACUUAAAGUAGUUUGUGUAAGGGACAUUUGGUAAUGAUUUCGACCAAGGAAAGUAAUUCUGGUUCAAAUAUUCGUUUUGAAAAUAGCUUUCGAUCCUCUUAUCCGUUUGUACAUAAGAACAAAACGAUGUUUUCACCAGGAUACACAUUUCGGGAUUGGUGAACGAUGUGUCAGUGUGAACUAAUUAACUGUAUUGACGGUUUGUACUUUUGCAACUAGCAUUUGUAUAUCAAACGGCUUCCGACGAUUUCUUUUAACUAUUUUACAGUGUUAAUCUGAGAAAUGUGCCCAUCUGUGCCCUUGAAAUAAUAUAUAUAUAUACAACAUUAAAUAUACAUAUAAAAUUGGAAAAUUAUUUUGAACCCCCCCCCCAAGUUACAGUACAGUUGUAUCACUGUAAUACAUGUAUUUGUAAAUGAGUCGCUUAUUCAUGUUUAUUUUUUUCGAGAACAACUUGCAACUUUUACAUAUACAAUGUACCAACGAACAGCCAAAAACGACAGUUAAGUAUUGAUGUCGAAAUAAAACAAUUAAUCCCGUAUUAUUUUGAGAUAAAGUCGACGCUUAUGCAAAUAAUGCCGCGGCGCUGAAGUAAAUGUACAACUAGUGUGGCAAAUAGGGACAUGUAAUCAUUAAACGGAAACCGAUAACUAUGCAGAGAAAUUGUCCAUCUGUCUUUUUCCGUUGUGAGGCAGUCAGCGAGCGCAGAGUUCGCGCUGCCACCGUCCACUCGUUUCGAUUUACCCACUCGCCUGCUGCUGAAUCGCGGUGCUGCAUGCAAUUACGCAUCACAGAGGUGACUUUCAAGGGUUGUUGGUCGUCGUCGUCAUUGUCGUGAUGGGGGAUGUGAGUUGCUGCGGUCAGAUCAGGGACAACAUCGUCCGGACAAAAGUAGUGACCACAGACCUGAGGUCCACCCCACUACAGAGAUGUCUGUCCACUGUAGAUUUAACCUUUAUUGGUAUUGGGUGCAUGCUAGGGUCUGGUGUGUACGUCCUAACGGGUGAAGUAGCCGGUGAGAUGGCCGGUCCUGCUGGGUCCAUUUCCUUCCUCCUGUCUGGAGUGGUAGCUUUCCUGUCUGCUAUUUGUUACUUAGAGUGCGCCACUCAGCUUCCAGAGACCGGUGCUUCCUACCUGUACACAUACGUCACACUGGGGGAAAUGAUGGCUUUCAUGAUCGGUUGGAACGCCGUGGUCGUUCGCGUCUUCGCCACGGCUUUAGUCUCGCGGGGAUGGAGCGCCUACUUCGAUGAUGUCAUCGGUGAUCACAUCAGUAACCUCACCGUGGCGUUUGUGCUGAAUGGUGAGGAAUGGUCCAUCCCUGUCCUGGCUAGAUACCCAGACUUUGUAGCUGGUCUGGUUGCCCUCUUCGCUUGCCUCCUGGUUGCCGUGGGAACGGAAGUCUCUGCUAAGGCAAACAUGUUCUUUGUUUUCAUCAACAUCGUGACCAUCGCGCUGGUGUUCAUCUUCGCAAUGAUCCAUGCGGACUUCUCCUUCUUGACCAAGCACGGCUUCUUCCCGACCGGCUUUGGUGGCGUCAUGACAGGCGCCGCGGCCUGCUUCACAGGGUACUGCGGCUUCGAGGCCAUCGCUUUCAGUGCUGAGGAAGCCAAGAAUCCCAGUAAGGGCCUACCCAUCGGCAUUAUCGUGGCCUUCUUGGCGUCGAUCCUGUGCUAUGUGGCUGGCACCUUCUCCAUCACCGUGCUCUCAGAUUACCAAGAUAUCAACCCAGGGUCUCCGUUUGUGACAGCCUUCGAAGCAAUCGGACUUGACUGGAUGAAGUAUCUGGUGGCUGUAGGCGCCUUGGGUAGCAUGACCGGAGGACUUAUCAACUGUGCUUUCUGUCUGGCCCGAAGCAUCUACGUCAUAGCUAGGGAUGGUCUUCUCCCUGCCUUCCUCUCUAAGACCAAUGCCAGGACACAGACUCCCGUGGUUGCUACCUUAGCUGGGGCAGUCCUGACCGUCAUUGUCAGUGUCAUCAUUGACUUCCUGGUCAUCAUCCAGUUCUUGUCCCUUGUAGCCUUCGUCGAGUUUGUCAUCGUCGGCAUGGCGGCGGUGAUUCUCCGCUACCGCCCCCCAGUCCGAUCCGGCUAUUCCGCCAUUGACGGCAGCGACAGUAGUACUAGUAGCUGCGACAACGACGACGACAAUCACGAAGAUCAUAACGACGGGGAAGCCGACACGGAGAUGUCCGGGGAAUACCCUCGCCGGCUUGUCAAGAAGAAACCACGCGAUCGGGACACGGACAACCACAAUUCUACCAAACACGGCGAGAAGUCCCCGUUGUUGGGAAACUCAUCUGGUGGUGGACUGCACCGAGCGGCAUCUGCCGCCAGCUCCUUCUCUUCAUCGGGUUCAGCUUCCCGUCGAUGGAUCGACAAACAUCCCACCCCUACCGUCAUCAUCUCGCUGAGCCUCCAUCUGCUGUUCGAGUUUAUCGCGAUGGCUCUCUUGACCUACAAGAUGGCCGAGCUCCAGGCUAUGGACGGAGCCGUCGUAUUUGGCGUCGCUUUCAGCGCCGGGCUGGCAAUAAUCUGUUGUUGGCCACUGUUUGUCUUACCGCAGUACAAGGAAGGAAUUCCUUUUAAGGUCCCUUUAAUGCCGUUUGUGCCACUCUUUAGUCUGCUCUGCAACGUCGUUCUCAUGGUUCGCUUUGACGCCAUUGCCUGGCUGGAGUUCCUCAUCUGGACCUGUGUAGGACUGAUUCUGUACUUCACCUACGGAAUGCAUCACAGCGCGGAGGGCAAGCGGCGUGAGGAGGCGGCCCUGCGGAGUGCCCUGGCCGCCGCGGCGCGGCUACGGCCCGCUCCAUCACGCGACGCGGUCAUCACCCACUACGACCCAGAGAACGAGAACGGGGAAUUUGACGGCGAGGCUGGGGAGCGAGAGCGCAUGGCCAAGGCCCGGGCCCAGUCCCUAGCGGUGGUGGUCACGCGAGACGGUCGGAGCUAUUCAGCAACACCGACCUACGGCAGCACAGAUGCAUUCGUCUGAACAGGCCUUGGCUUGCCUAGGCGAACUGAACCCGGAAGAGUUAUUUUAGGACAUUUUCUUCAGUGACUCGGGGAGUCAGUCAGUGACUCAAUCAGUCGGGGAGUGACUCAUCAGUUGGGGAGGCAGUCAGAUAGUCAGUCAGUCACAGUGACUCAGUCGCUCAGAAGAAAAAAAAACUUGCCCUUCGGCUCUGCAAAAAAUAUCUUAUCAUUUUUCUAUUUCACACAAAUAUGUUCAUGUAUUGAGAAAAACAUUGCUCACCAUAGCACGUUUACAUAAUUAAAGCAAAAAUAGACUUGAGAACAAUAAUAGUCUCAAGCGGGCUUGGUUUUGUAGCGAUUUCAGCUGGCAAGCUGGCUUUAGGUACGUUUUCUCGGCCACAGCACUAACGAAUAUAGUUAUGUUUUAAAAAUUCAUCCUCAAAAAAAAACGGCUCGGAGAACCACCAUUGAGCAGUAUUAAUACUUAUAUCUUGUUGGAUUUUCAAUUUUAAGUAGAUUUUGAGGACCUGAGUAAAAACAAGGCCCCCCCCCCCAACCUUGCGUGCCCCUCCCUUCCAUUUCAUAACAUUUACCAUGCAGUCAUUAUUGCUAGUUAGAUUUGAACAUGCGACAUGAUUUCUUUUUAAAACUUCUUUCAUUUCAUUCAGCCAUUAGCGCAUUUCAAAUUUUCUCUUUCUUUUGUGUAGAACUUCUGUUUUGGUUCGUUUUUUUUUUCUUCGUUUUAAUACAGUUUUUAGGUGCGUCUGUGUUGUCCGAGUCUUUUGAGUUUUACGUGAAUGCUUUAUCUGCCAAGGGGGAAACGUUAUGUCGUUAACAAGUACAUUCUAAUAAGGUUUUUGUUGUCAGAUCAACUGUGUUUACAUACUUGCGAUGUUUGUUCAGUGGUUGUUUUAUUUUCAUCAUUGUUAAUGGCGACUCAGUUUUUAAUGACAGUGAUUGUUGUUUAUUUUAAUAAACCACAAAUUAAAGAAAUCGACCUGA